Messenger RNA from Lodderomyces elongisporus, 552 nucleotides. RefSeq names its product snoRNA-binding rRNA-processing protein (gene IMP3). The coding region runs from base 1 to 552 and encodes 183 amino acids. Gene Ontology annotation, biological process: ribosomal small subunit biogenesis; rRNA processing. Gene Ontology annotation, molecular function: snoRNA binding; rRNA binding; structural constituent of ribosome. Lineage: Eukaryota; Fungi; Ascomycota; Pichiomycetes; Serinales; Debaryomycetaceae. Gene Ontology annotation, cellular component: small-subunit processome; Mpp10 complex; small ribosomal subunit. The record is from RefSeq and is a predicted model, not a curated record. The transcript has a single exon.
AUGGUUAGAGCGUUGAAACAUCAUGAGCAAAAACUCCUUAAAAAGGUCGACUUCUUAGAGUGGAAGCAAGACCAAGGGCAUCGAGAUACUCAGGUGAUGCGAACAUACCAUAUUCAAAAUAGAGAAGAUUAUCACAAGUACAACAAGAUCUGUGGUGAUGUGCGAAAGCUUGCCAACAAGUUAUCCUUGCUCAAAGCUACAGACCCAUUCCGCAUCAAGCAUGAACAAUUAUUACUAGAAAAACUAUACAAUAUGGGGGUGUUGGCUACCAAAUCGAAAAUAAGUGACCUUGAAAAUAAAAUUACCGUGAGCGCAUUUUGUCGAAGGCGGAUUGGUGUUGUGAUGUGUCGACUCAAGAUGGCCGAGACAUUAACCGACGCAGUGAAGUUUGUUGAACAGGGACAUGUAAGAGUAGGGCCCAAUGUGAUUACAGACCCUGCGUAUUUAGUGACAAGGAAUUUGGAAGAUUACUUGACAUGGGUUGAUAAUUCAAAGAUCAAACGCAAUUUGCUCAAGUAUAGAAAUAAGAUUGAUGAUUACGAAUUAUCAUGA